AUGGCCGCAGUCACUGGCUCUGGCACACAUUCACGUUACCGCCUAGCCCAAGAGCGGGAAUUCUACAACGAAGAUUCUGCCUCUCACUACGCUCCUUGGGAUCAUGACAGCAACAAGAAAUUCGUCCCGCAGCCAUCGAAGGAUCCUGCGUUAACCUCCUACGCCCAACUAUCUGCUAUUCGACUGGGUACGGAGCGCGCCCUGAUUUCCUUGUUCGAUCGCACCCACCAGCAUGUAUUGGCAGAGGCAACUCCGACUGUGAGCAUUGUCGGCGGUCACACAACAAACGAUUCCGAGCGGUUAAAACUAGGAUGCUGCGUGUUUCCAAAGGAACGGGGCCUUUGUUACUAUGUCGAGACAUCAAGAUCGCAAGAUAAAGAGAAUGGACGGAAGGAUUCCGCCCUGGUCUCUUUGGACGUCGCAAAAGAUGAACGCUUCACUACAAACAAACUUCAACUACUAGGCCCAUUGUCUGAUGUGCGCUUUUUUGCGGCAGUGCCUAUUUUGAGCCCACGAAACUUCAGGAUUGGGGUUGUGUGUGUGAUGGACAGCAAAGUAAGGUCUUCGGCUCCCGAUAGCCAUGCUCUCCAGUUUCUGAAUGAUAUGGCUGCGACCGUGAUGGACCACUUGGAAAUGAAGGAUAUUAAACGCCGAAAUCGCCGGGCUGAAAAAAUGAUCGUCGGUCUCGGUAGUUUUGUGGAAGGCCGGUCCACCCUUCGAGAUUCGUGGCGGGAGGCCAAUGCACAGCGCGAUGACUCGAAACAAUCAGGCCAGUCCAACGAGGAAAAAUCGGGCAAGGAACAGGAAGAUAUGCAAAAAUUGGCGAAAGAAACAGAAAAAACGAGCCACAAAAAACUCGUCGUUCUGGAGCCGCCGAACAAAACCGACGAUACCGAGAAGCCAGAUGUUGAGGACACACAUGAUACCCAGAGUGAUUCCGCCCAGUCACACCAAUCCUCAAACUCCGGCAACGUGACACCAAAGCAGAACGAGGGAGAAAAUCAACAGCAGCAACCUGGAGUCCAGUUCACACAAAAUGGCACUUCGGUGCGCAGCGUGCGUGCAGGUGAGAGUCUAAAAGACAAAACUCUGCCGAACAGCAUUCGAAAAAUUCUCUCGCGCGCUGCCAAUCUUCUGAGGGAAUCGAUCGGGGCGGAGGGUGUGAUGUUUUUGGAUGCAAACAGUGAGCGUUUUGGAAGUCUUGUCAACCAUAAUAAUCGCCGAGUCUCAGGACCUCCUCGCUUGAAGAAUUCCACGUCCAGCUCGGAUGAAAGCACAGAUUCUGCGUUUUCAGAUAGCCGAAGGUCAUCUGAUGCGGGCCAAGGUUCAGAAUCAGACGAGCACUCGGGCGUUUCUGAAUGCUUGGGAUUUUCGAGCUCAGGCACAUCCAACGAUGAGGACCGAGUGGGCCAUGAGAUCAUAGUCCCUGAGCCUCUGUUCACAUCACUCAUCCGGCGGUAUCCUCGCGGGAAGAUCUUCACAUAUAACGCCAGCGGUACCCUUUCAGACAGUGACGAUCCAACUCAGAGUGUAUCUGGGUCAGACCGUAGUGGCGUUUCCGGCAACUCUACAAAUGUUCCAUCUGGUAAAAGGAGGCGCAAGCCAGCUUUUCAGCGAGAUGCCGACGAUCUGAUCACCAUAUUCCGCGGGGCCAGAAACAUCCUUCUUUUGCCCAUUUGGGACUCGGACAGAAAGAGAUGGUUUGCAGGAGCUCUGGCUUGGACGAACGAACCGGACAGGAUUUUCACUUUUGAGAAUGAGCUCGUUUAUAUCUCUGCAUUUACCAAUAGCAUCAUGGCGGAAGUUCGCCGAGUCGACGUUGAAAUCGCUGAGAAAGCCAAAACAAAUCUCGUUAGUAGCAUCACGCACGAGCUUCGAAAUCCGUUACAUGGAAUCCUCGGAACGGCAGAUAUUCUAAGUGAUACUGCCAUGAAUGCACUUCAGCAUGGAAUGGUUCACACAAUCGAGUCGUGUGGCCGCACGCUACUGGAUACAAUCAACAACUUGUUGGAUCUUACAUUCAUCGACCAAUACAAACAGGGAGGCAAUUCUCGCAAGGGAAGGAAGUCACGUACUAUACCCUCCCGGGAGAUGUCUUCGUAUAGUCGAGUGUCGCUGGACUCCGUUUUGGAAGAAGUUACGGAGUGUGUGUUCGCUGGAUACUGCUUCUAUAACCAUCCCCAGGCGCCCCCUCCAGCUCUAACAGAGUCGUCCUCCCGUUCGGCGGGACAAGCCAGCAAGGCUGACGCAGUUGGUCCUCGAGCGAGCCAAGUCACUGUCAUUUUCGACAUUGAACCGGAUACAGAAUGGGACUUCUACACGCAUGCCGGCGCAUGGAGACGUAUUCUCAUGAAUAUUUUUGGAAACGCGUUGAAAUACACGACCUCGGGAUACAUUUAUCUCGAGCUUAAAUCAGGUCACAGUGGCACUGAAUCCUCGCAGAAGUCAUCAAGCAAGCACAGAAAAGACGAGUUUCAGGUGACCCUGACUGUGAAGGAUACAGGAAAGGGCAUUGGAGCAGAGUAUCUGCAAAAUGGCGUUUUCAGCCCUUUUUCACAGGAAGACCCACUCGCAUCUGGCAGCGGACUUGGGUUGAGUAUCGUUCAUCAGGCCGUUGGAUUCCUCGGUGGUUCGAUCGAAAUUGAAUCUACCAAGGGUGCUGGCACUACAUUAUCGAUACAUACACCACUUAUGAGGCCUCCAACUGGAUCGGAGGCUUCUUCGUCCGCCUCACUGUUUCAUUCAUUGAGAAGGUACACAGAAGACAAGACAAUCGGCUUCCUUGGAUUUGGUCAAAAUCUCCGUUCUCAGAGAGAUACAUACUUGUAUUCAUCAUUGGAACGAAUGUGCCAUGAAUGGUUUGGUCUAGAAGUGACCAAAGUCUCGCCAUUGGAAGGCAAGCAUAGCCCAUUCAACUUCUAUUUGGCGGUACAGACAGAACUGGACUGCGAGGACGUAGGUGGAAGAAAUCUGUUCCACCUCUCUCAGCAUCUUCACAAGGAGGGUGACUGGACGUCACCAGUUGUUGUCAUUUGCCAGUCUCCCGAGGAAGCUCAUAGUAUGUUUGUGGCGUCCAGGAACCGAGGCGACACGACUUUCUUCGAGUUUGUGAGCCAGCCCUGUGGCCCUCGAAAGCUAGCUCGCGCACUGGAUAUGUGCAUCAAACGACAGCGUGACAAAGAGACCGGUCGACGGGGCAGUAAUGAGCCUACUCGCUGGGUGGAAAUGCCUGAGUCUUCUCACCUGCCUGUGGAUCUUGGGCCCAGCGAUCCCCCAGAUGACAGAAUGAAAAUCAGUAAGCGGCCAACAGCGGACACCAUAGGCAGGGACAGGGGAAAGGAGGGUCAAAAUUCUCGCCGCUCAUCAGUGGAAGAAUCACAGCAACCUGUACAGACAGGGGUUCCCGCUCAGCCAACACCACCGUCAAACUCUGGUGAAGGCAAAACUCAGCCUCACAAGCCAGCUGUCUUGCUUGUUGAUGAUAAUGAUCUCAACCUUCAACUACUUUGUGCAUACGCCCAGAAGGACGGUUAUGAAUACAUGACAGCCCAGAAUGGCCGCGAAGCAGUGGAAACUUACAGGGAUCAUCCUGGCAAGUUCCAGGCAAUAAUCAUCGAUAUUUCAAUGCCAAUCAUGGAUGGCUUCGAAGCAUCACGACAAAUCCGACGUUUGGAGAAAGAGCACCGCAAUCGACUCUCAGAAACAGAACAAAACGCAACGCCACGGAUAAUCAUUGCUGCUCUGACUGGGCUUGACAGUGCAGCGGCCCAGAAAGAGGCAUUGGGUUCCGGUAUCGAUUCAUUCCUCAUCAAGCCCAUCAAGCGAUCUGAAGUACAGGCUAUAUUGCGACGUCAAUGA
Messenger RNA from Penicillium pulvis, 3858 nucleotides. RefSeq names its product hybrid sensor histidine kinase/response regulator. The record is from RefSeq and is a predicted model, not a curated record. The transcript is spliced from 3 exons. Gene Ontology annotation, molecular function: phosphorelay sensor kinase activity. Bases 1 to 3858 code for a protein of 1285 amino acids. Gene Ontology annotation, biological process: phosphorylation; phosphorelay signal transduction system. Lineage: Eukaryota; Fungi; Ascomycota; Eurotiomycetes; Eurotiales; Aspergillaceae.